This is a messenger RNA of Neomonachus schauinslandi (Hawaiian monk seal), 4059 nucleotides long. RefSeq names its product adhesion molecule with Ig like domain 3 (gene AMIGO3). NCBI's taxonomy places the organism in Eukaryota, Metazoa, Chordata, Mammalia, Carnivora, Phocidae. The coding region runs from base 1562 to 3094 and encodes 510 amino acids. The transcript has a single exon. Gene Ontology annotation, molecular function: protein binding. The record is from RefSeq and is a predicted model, not a curated record.
CAGGGCAAGGGGAAGCUCAUAAAUAGGGCCCAGCCUGGGUCUGAGUUCAGGGCUGGAGGCUGCUGCUGUGCGGGCUAGGCGGCUGAGGAAGUGGUGGUACUUGCGCUGGCCGCCUUCUCCCAGUCCUCUACAGAUACGAUGGUGGCUUUGCAGAAGAAGCAGUCCUUGUUGUUCAUCAGGUGCUGGUUGAUACAGGCUCUACAACGGGGGAGGAGGGGGAGGAGGAGGGCCUGUGUAUCCCUGCUGCUUCCCCAGCCCCCUGCGCCCAUGGGGCCCACUUACUUGCAGGACUUAUGGCCACAGGGCUGGAACACGGCGGAAAUGGGGUGAGCAUAGCAGAUGGGGCAGAGGUCCUCCUCGCUGGUGGGCUGCAGGGAGCAGAGCGCAGGGUGAGCUGGGGCCGGAUGCCCAGACAAGGAGACGAGGAGCCUAUGUAGUGUGCACAGUUGUGCCAGCGUGUAUGUGGGCGGCGCACAGCCGGAUGCCGCGGCACCCACUCACCAGGGAGGCAGCAGCUGCCUGGGCAGAGGCAGAGGUCAGGUGUGCCAGCAUCUGUUCCACCUGGGCCAGCUCCUCCGCGCUGAUGUAAUCUGUGUCUGCGGGCGGUAGCAGGUGUCAGACCCAACGUAGCCCUCGAACCCAGUGCCUCUUAAGUACCGCAACUUGGGGUUUUGCUCUUCUUGAGACUCCUGAUCUAGUCCAGCCCCAAACCCCUGACCCACCCCCAGUCCACUCACAGCUCUGCAGGGAGAAGCGCUUCCGGUCAGGGGCAGGCAGGGCAGUGCCAGGGGCAGGGGGCUCUGGCUGCCCCAGGAGAUAACAUAUAGAGCUGAGCUGGAAGCAGGGAUCAGCAAGGAGCACGGAUGUGGCUCGCUCUCUCCUAGGUGGGAGAGGGGGACAGGCGUAGUCAGAAAGCAGUACCUGCUGGAGGGGCGGGGGUGGUGGGACAAUCCAGCUCACCUCUUGUUUUCACCCACCGCCCCCACCCCAUGCCCCUCAUCCUAGAGCCCAGUAAGAACUCAUACAGCCUGGGUGCCAGUUUAAGGGGGUGACCAGCAGAUAGUGAAAGUCUGCCUACCCCUAAUAAACACUAACUCUCCAAAGAAAACAAAUAAAGAACAUCAUUAGCAGCUUAAAGGAGUGCUUCCCAGGUUUCCCCUCCUACUGUUCUGGGGGAGAUGGGCACGGGCAAAGCCACUGGCCAAGCACAGGCUGGGGCAUUGGGGGCGGGCUCGCGCCCCCUCUGGCGGCCAGGCGGGGAACCUCGGUCGCGGGGAGGAGAGGGGCUGCCCCGCCCCCUCCAACAGGAGCCAAUGGGAGGCUGCGGCCCCGCCCUCCUCCGUGAGAGUAUUUAGAAGCUGACCAGGGAAGCCAGAGGAGAGCUGGGGAAGCCAGAGGAGAGAGUGCGGAGGGCAGGCCGGCCCCAAAUCCCGCCCCGGAGCCGGGGGAGCAGGGGCGGUGGGCGUGCGGGGCUGAACCCACAGCCAGCAGAAGUGGGUGAGUCCCGGCGCGGCGUGUCCGGCACAGAGCUGCCCCGUCCCAGCCCCAGGCAGGCGCCACCAUGGUCUGGCUGGUGCUGCUGGGCGCACUGCUGUGCCUGUCGCGCGUCGGGGUGGGUGGCCCGGGCGCGGAGGGCUUCCUGCCCUCCGGUCCCCGUGACUGCCCCUACAGAUGUGUGUGCGCUGCCGACCUGCUGAGCUGCGCGGGCCUGGGGCUGCAGGACGUGCCGGCCGCGCUGCCCGCCGCCACCACAGACCUCGACCUGAGCCACAACGCGCUCCAGCGCCUGCGGCCCGGCUGGCUGACGCCCCUCUCCCGGCUGCGCGCCCUGCGCCUGGGCCACAACGAGCUGGACGCGCUAGGUCGCGGAGUGUUCACCAACGCCAGCGGCCUGCGGCUGCUCGACCUAUCGUCUAACGCGCUGCGGGCGCUGGGACGCCACGACCUCGAAGGGCUGGGGGCGCUCGAGAGGCUGCUGCUGUUCAAUAACCGACUGGCGCACUUGGACGAGCUCGCCUUCCGGGGCCUGGGCGCACUCAGCCGGCUCUACCUGGGCUGCAACCAGCUCUCCUCCUUCUCCUUUGACCACCUCCACGGCCUGGGCGCCACCCACCUCCGUACUCUGGACCUCUCCUCCAACCGCCUGGGCCGCAUCCCCGUGGCUGCCCUGGCUGCCCUGCCGGCCUUUCUCAAGAACGGCCUUUACUUGCACAACAACCCCCUGGCCUGCGACUGCCGCCUCUACCACCUGCUGCAGCGCUGGCUCCAGCGGGGCCUCAGUGCCGUCAGUGACUUCGCCCCACAGUACAUGUGCCUGGCCUUCAGGGUGCCCACGUCCCGCGUGCGCUUCUUUGAGCACAGCCGCGUCUUCGAGAAUUGCUCGGCCAGGGCGGCCGGGGGCCUGGAGCGGCCCGAAGAGCAACUGCACGUGCAGAUGGGUCGGCCCCUGACGCUGCGCUGCAACACCAGCGCCCCGGCUGUGCGCAUCGCCUGGGUGUCCCCAAAGCAGGAGCUGCUGAUGGCCCCGGGGUCCCGAGACGGCAGCAUUGCGGUGCUGGCCGACGGCAGCCUGGCCAUCAGCAACGUGCAGCCGCGGCACGAGGGGCUCUUCGUGUGCCUGGCCGCCGGGCCGCGCCUGCAUCACAACCAGACGCACGAGUACAACGUGAGCGUGCACUCCCCGCGCCCGGAGCCCGAGGCUUUCAACACGGGCUUCACCACCCUGCUGGGCUGCGCCGUGGGCCUGGUGCUCGUGCUGCUCUACGUGUUCGCGCCGCCCUGCCCGGGCUGCCGCCGCUGCUAUCGCCGCACCUGCACCUGCCGCCGGCUCUGCUGGCCCCGCGGGCCCGGCCCCCUCCAGGAGCCGAGCGCGCGGCCGUCGGGGCUCGGCACCACCCCGCCUGACGUGCCCAGCCGCAAGGCCAGUGUGCACAAGCAUGUGGUCUUUCUGGAGCCGGGCAGGAGGGGCCUCAACGGGCGCGUGCAGCUGGCGGUCGCCGAGGACUUUGAUCUCUACAAUCCCGUGGGCCUGCGGCUCCACGCUGGCUCUGAGUCGGCUAGCUCCACGGGCUCCGAGGCGCUGGUGAUGACCUAGGCCGCCCUGGGCUCAGAGCCAGGCCACCGCCCGCCCGCUGCUUUGCCCCGCUCCCCGCUGCCGCCCCGGGCAAGAGCUGCCAGAUGCUGGUGGGGGCGCUGGGCUUGGUCCUCCAGCCUCCUGUGUGGCCUUGACCUCAACUACAGCAGCCCCACUCGCUGAUGGAAGGGCUGGGCUCCCCGCCCUCUCUCCUGCUCUGCUCUCACACAGGGCUCAAAGGCCGGAGGCCCCCGCAGGACCUGCUGGUGCCCAAGUGUCCCCCGAGGCCUGGAACUGGGGCCAUCUGGAAGGGCCAGUGCGUUAGAGCCCGAGGCACCCCCUUAGGGGCCGAGGCAGCUAUCAAGCAGUAGUGGUGAAGAACUGAAGCAUAACCAUCUUCCCCUUCCCAGUGGGGCAGGAAGAGAGUGGGCGCCCAGGGGAAGAGGAGGAGAGCGCCAAAGGAAGACCUAGGCCCCCACCCAGGGUGGAAGGAGGAAACCCGCACCAACAUCUAACCUCCUUCAAGCUUCACAACUCCGUGCAGUCUGGUGGGCAGGCAGAAAGGCGAGAGACCCCUCCCCGCCACCCCUCGGGGGGCCUGGCCCGAGCCCCAGCUGGAGCAGCCUCGCCGUCUCUGGCCAGCGGCAUCCACAGGCCACUCUGAGGGCAGGGUCUCUUCCGUGGGCUCACAAGACAGUAAGGGCCACCAGGGCCUGUCCCCCAGCUUUUCAGCAGUAAAAAGCCUGCUGAGCAUGGCCAAGAUGGAAGGGCUGAGCCAGAACUCACUGUCCCUCGAGGGUAGAAGCCUCUUAAGGGCUGGCACUGGUCUCGGCCUAAUGGCCGAGGCCGUGCCCUGGUCUUAUACGCAUCUUACCACCCACCGCAGGGAGGCGGGGAAGAGGGGUCUGAGAGCCCUCCUGUGUGGGUGCUGAGCUGGGGGCUCCUACGAGCAUCCUGGAUCCAGUUGUCCUGGAGUUCCUUAAUAA